Molecule: messenger RNA, 4835 nt
Organism: Polypterus senegalus (gray bichir)
Lineage: Eukaryota; Metazoa; Chordata; Cladistia; Polypteriformes; Polypteridae
Gene: tfap4
Product: transcription factor AP-4 (activating enhancer binding protein 4)
Exons: 7
Coding region: 419-1453 (344 amino acids)
Biological process (GO): regulation of transcription by RNA polymerase II
Cellular component (GO): nucleus
Molecular function (GO): protein dimerization activity; DNA-binding transcription factor activity, RNA polymerase II-specific; RNA polymerase II cis-regulatory region sequence-specific DNA binding
Source: RefSeq, a predicted model, not a curated record
GGGUUCUUUGCUGGCUUUACUCCCCAUGUUUUCCCCCUAGCGAGGUUUAAAUAGUCCUUUGUUUACAUGCAGUACCUUACUCUGCGGAAGGAGGCCGUGGGUUGUGCUUAGUUUUCUUACCAGCUGUUUCCCGCCUUGACACAGACAUCUGAUCAGCUGCAAACGCACACGUACAUAGAACGAGAGAGAGAGAGUGAGAGCGCGCGCGAGCGCCACACACACACAAGCCGAGGAAACCCCAUCAGCUGGGAGCCGAAGACACGCGCGCGCACACACACACAUGAACACACAUUCACUUCACACUUGGCCGAAGGAAGGCAGGUAAAAAAAAUAAGAGGAAAAAAAAAGCAAAGCGGAUUCCUGGCGUGCGACUGGUACAAAGGAGGCGACGGAGCAGAAGAAACUGGGGGAAAGAAUUAUGGAGUAUUUCAUGGUACCCACGCAGAAGGUGCCUUCGUUACAACAUUUUAGGAAAACGGAGAAAGAAGUGAUUGGCGGACUCUGUAGCCUAGCAAAUAUCCCAUUAACACCAGAGACUCAGAGAGAUCAAGAGCGACGAAUUCGCAGGGAAAUUGCCAACAGUAAUGAACGGCGCCGAAUGCAGAGUAUCAAUGCUGGGUUUCAGUCCCUCAAAACAUUGAUCCCUCAUACUGAUGGGGAAAAGCUCAGUAAGGCAGCCAUACUUCAGCAGACGGCUGAGUAUAUUUUCUCACUGGAACAGGAAAAGACACGUCUUUUGCAGCAGAACACUCAACUGAAACGUUUCAUUCAGGAGUUCAGUGGAUCUUCACCAAAACGGAGGCGGGCUGAAGAUAAAGAUGAAGGCAUCGGCUCACCAGAUAUCUUGGAGGAUGACAAGGCAGAGGACCUGCGUAGAGAGAUGAUUGAACUUCGACAGCAGUUGGACAAGGAGCGAUCUAUUAGGAUGAUGCUAGAAGAGCAGGUCCGCACACUGGAGGCCCACAUGUACCCCGAGAAGCUGAAAGUGAUUGCACAGCAAGUGCAGCUACAGCAGCAACAAGAGCAGGAACAGACACGUCUGAAACAGCAACACGACAGUUUGGAUAGAGAUCUGUCCAUUCGGGCCAGCCAGCUUUUAUCAUCAACUACAACUCUGGCACCGACUCACCACCCUACUGUAAUUGUACCUGCACCAGCUCCUCCUCCACUGCCACAUCAUGUGAACGUAGUAACCAUGGGGCCAGCCUCUGUAAUUAAUACAGUAUCUACAUCACGACAGAACCUAGACACCAUCGUGCAGGCCAUUCAGCAUAUUGAAGGAACACAGGAUAAAGGUGGAGAUGAAGAUCAAAGAAGAGCAGUGAUUGUGACCCCACUUCGGGCCUUCCCUAAUGCUGCUGACUCAGACACCGCAUCUGACAGUGAAGAAGAAGAGAGUGAUGAUACAGGACGGAGCAAGGAGAAUAUGGUUGAAGAAAGGGCACUUCCCUGAUUGGGGGAGGGUGGAAGAUGAGGAGGAGGAAUGGUAGGGGGGCCAAUAAGCCUAACUUCUGCGGCUGCUGCUCCUUCUGCUGCUGGGGAAAGAUCCUCUCAGAGCAGAGUCGGCUGAAUUUUGAAACCUUAAGCAAGUAGUUUUUCCUUUUUAUCUAUGUUUUAAACUUCUGAAUACUGUAUGAAACCAAGAGUAAACAAAACAUAAGCCCCCUCCCAUACUGCUUGUAACAUUUUGUGACAGAAGGCUGAGUGAGGGAGGUUUACACACAGCUGGAAACUGUGAGGGACUUUGUUUUUAUUUUUUAAAGUUUUUUUUUUUUUUUAAGAGAAAAUAGUCAGUCUUGCAAGACAUGCCUGCAUGUUUAAUAGCUGAGAACUGACUGUUCUGAUGGGGCAUUUGGGACGGUUAAGUGAAGCACUUGGCCUUUCACCUCCUCAUUCAUUUUGGGUUUCAAGGUUGCAAAAACUAAGUGAAUGGGAUGCAGUGAACAAAGGAAAAGUAAAAAGCUUUGAGGUUUAUAUUUUGUAUUUUUUUUUCCUGUUGGUCUGCUAAUGGAAGGCUAAGCUGCUGUUUUGGGGUCAGCUUAAUAUCAGAGCUCUGGUAUUAUACAAAAUAAGCUAUAUGUUGACUUUUCCUGGACUUGGAAAUUGCUAUGUGAUUUCUGUAGUCCACAAAUGUAGGGUAUACUUGAGCAAACUGUUUUGUUUGCUGGAAGAGUCUCUGAGCUAUCUUUUGGUACAUUACUACAAACAAGAGACAAACUUUCCAGUGACGGGAAAAAUAUUUUUUAAUGAAAAUUAUCUUGCCAACCCCUUCUUCCUACAUUAUUUGGGGAUUAUGAGAAUAUUGGAUUUCUUCUCUGCAGCUUUGUAUUCCUCAAAUAUGCAUUGUUUUAUAGCCUAAUCCAAAUUUUGUCUUGACAUUCCCAUUUAUUUCUGUUUAAAACAUUUUAAGCCCCCUGACCUACAAUAUCUCAAGAUUGUUUCUGACGGUUCCUCAGUAUAGGUCUGUAAAAUCUAAGGCUUGUUAAGCACUUUGUUUCUUCCCAGUUUAUCCUUUUCAAAGUCCCGUCUGUAUGUGUACUAUAUAUUGGAGAUAAUUUUUUUAAUAUAAGUAUACAGAAAAAUCCUUGUGCCCUGCCAUUCUAAAAAAAAAAAAAAAUGCAGCUCCAUCAGGGAAUUUUGGGGCUCAAUUUGUAAGUGGAUGGCAUGGUCUAAAAUUUUUUUUUUUUUUUUUUGUUCUUGUCUUUGUGACAUUUUUCAAAGUAUUGAACCUAAUGGCAUAUGUCUGUGUAGAUGUUUGUUACAAGUCUGAUUUUAUACCAGAUGGGUAUGCCACAGAAAGCAGCUGACAACACAGUAGAAUUUGGCUGAACCUUUCCAUUACACACUAUCAGUUAGCACUUCAAGAAUAUUUUUCUUUCCAAAUUUACCAGGAAGUAUAUUUGAUAUUUUGUGAAAAUAGCAGCUUUCUGUGGAAAAAUGAACUUUUUCCUUCUAAAAGAAAUUAGAAUGCAUUAAUGCCCUAGCUGGUGACACCAGGAAGAGUCAUUACUUUUCUGAAUAUACAUGGAUAUUGGUUUACUCUUUCUGCCUUUUGUAAAGUUUACAAUUUUUAAUUUUGAGUGAACAAGUUUACAUGAUAUUUUAGAACUGUGUCAGUCUAUGCACGCUCAAAACGCACAAUCAUAUACUGAACGGCCAGUACCACUGCCCCACCCAGAGCUCCCAGCAAACGGUAAUCACUUACUUCCAAAGCAAAUUUUUUUGUAAUUUUCCUUGUAGGCCUAAACUAGCAAAUAUGUGGUAAUGUAGGAUUUUUAUCAUUUUAUAAGAAAAUAGGGUUCUGAAGAAUGUUGGCACAAUGUAGUGUACUGUCAUUUCUUUAGCUGAUUAAAAUUUGGUGUAGGAUACAGCUUAUAGUAUGUGGGGAUGUAAUCCCCAAUGUCUCCUAGAGUUUGGUUUGAGUAACACGGACAAUGGAUAAAAUUUAAACCCAAAUGUAGGGAGUGCUCUGGGCUCAUUUGACUCUAAAUAAUCUCACGACUCUUUAUUCCCUUGUAGUGUGUGUUGUGUUUAAAGUUUUGGCAUAUCAGUCCGCAUUUGGUGAUUUAUAACAUUUUUGUAAUAUGUUGUAUAAAGCAAUUUAUGUUGGGAUAUCAGUCAUUUAACACCAUUUAACUCCCACAAACAUUGACAUUUCACAAUACGUAGUCUAAAUAUCACUUGUUUCAAAUUAAAAUUUUUCACAGUUAAAAGAGGGCGGUUUUGCUUGUAAUGUACUAUAGAGAAUACAGUUUAUAGAAACAUCUAUUUUAGAUAAUAGCUAAGCUUAAACACAAGGCGUGCCACACAGAUGACACUGGGUAAUAAACUUUUUUUUUUUGUCUUGGGUGUCUUGUUGGCUUAGGCAAAUUCUACAUCCCUAUUGGGGUGUCCAUAUGUACUGGUGCUACUUGAAAACUAUGGCACUUCUUAACUUUGCUGCAACAGUUUGUUGAUUCUCAGUUUUAAAUUUUUGGCCUUUUUUCUAAAGCUAAACAUCUAAUUGAUGUUGCACAUUCAAGAGAAACUGUAAGUCCAACAGGAAGGGGAGAAACAGAGUUUUAAUUUGCUCCAGGCACGUGCUGUCAAAUGUGGUUUUAAGAGGUCUCCAGAACUGGAGGUUGUUGUCUCAUUCAGUAUUGUAGUAAUAAUAAUAAUCUUUUUUUUUCUACUGCUUGCAAAACUGUCCAGGCUGUUUUCCUUACAUCUAAAUUGCUUCUGGCCAAAACUGGUAUAUUCAUUGAACAGAUCUGUCAUGUCAGCCUUGACACAUAAGUGAUGGCUGUGCACGUUCACUCAAGCUUUUCAUACUUUCAGAGCUUUCUGGCUCUAGGUAGUAAUGUCGCAUAGUCCAUGGAGGGGUUAAAAUCAUUUUGGAAACCAUAUUCAUUUAUGGUUUGUUUGUUAGCAGGGUAUUAAUCUAAGCUGCUGUAAGUCAUAUGGUGACAUUUUGCAUUAUGGUUAUCAGAAUGGAGGCAAUAUUGGCUUUUUUUAACCUUUUCCUUGUGGUGUCAAUUAGUUUAUAUUUUUUUUUUGCAGAUUGAAAUGGGCUGUUGGAAAUUUGGACUGAUUGAAAUGUAAGGUUGUCUGUCAAGUUUCAUUCUCUUUUCAUGAUUGUGGUUUGGUGGCCAUUCAGCCUGUCAAAGGUCACUUUUCAUAUUAAGAUAAUAUGCUUUUAUAACUUUUCAUAAAGUCAAGGAAUUCAGGACUGUUCCUCUUGCACAAUAGUCUUAUCUGCAGGGUUUUGUUGCAGCCGGUAUUCCACCUUUAGACACUGAAGUCCAUUAAAUUGGAAUUUGUUUGUUCUGGUCUGUACACUCGGCCAGGAAAAGAAC